AAAGCUGCAAAAUCAAAUCCGAAAAUGUAUAAUGAUUAUAGCGACAGAGAAAGAGAAAGGUUUAUAGACAGGAUGAUAGAAGUAUAUGAAGAGCGAGGUAAUAUAGCCAUGUUUGUAAGAGAAUUUGAUAUCGAUCCCCCAUACUUCUAAAAGAUGGUGUAAAAGUAAAAAAAGACUGUAGAGGUGCCAUAUAAAAAACAAAAGAUGAAUGGUGACCCUAACAGUUCUAUUACUGCCAGAUAUAAAGAGUAUAUAGAAUGUUUGAUUAAUCAAGGUCCUCAGCUCCUUUCUGAAGAUAUUAUAGAAGAAUUGGCCAAGCAGUUUUGGCGACUUAACCACUAUUUAAAGAAUAAAAUGAAGAUCACUAUAAACCCCCCCUCUCCUAAUAUAAAGCUGAAAUAUGGAAUUUUGUAAAUAACUUGAAUACAAGAUUCGAGUGAUUUAUGAAAUAGAAAGACACAAACUUCGAAUAUAAUUUAUAUCCUGCUUUCA
Cokeromyces recurvatus is the source of this 492-nucleotide messenger RNA. RefSeq lists its product as uncharacterized. The transcript has a single exon. The record is from RefSeq and is a predicted model, not a curated record. NCBI's taxonomy places the organism in Eukaryota, Fungi, Mucoromycota, Mucoromycetes, Mucorales, Mucoraceae. Bases 205 to 414 code for a protein of 69 amino acids.